Molecule: messenger RNA, 1324 nt
Organism: Scomber scombrus (Atlantic mackerel)
Lineage: Eukaryota; Metazoa; Chordata; Actinopteri; Scombriformes; Scombridae
Gene: akr1a1a
Product: aldo-keto reductase family 1, member A1a (aldehyde reductase)
Exons: 9
Coding region: 70-1044 (324 amino acids)
Biological process (GO): aldehyde catabolic process
Cellular component (GO): cytosol
Molecular function (GO): aldose reductase (NADPH) activity
Source: RefSeq, a predicted model, not a curated record
ACAGACAGUUACCCUCAGUUGAUCACCGAUUCAUCUUCCAGACCCGUCCCAGCUCCUCAGAGUUGGAACAUGAGCGCCUUCGUGAUUCUGUCGACAGGGCAGAAAAUGCCCAUGGUUGGACUCGGCACAUGGAAGAGUGCUCCAGGACAGGUGAAGCAAGCGGUGCUGGCAGCUUUAGACUCUGGGUACAGACACAUCGACUGUGCAGGUGCAUACGGCAAUGAACAGGAGGUGGGAGAGGCUCUCGCUCUCAGGGUCGGCCCUGGCAAGGCUCUGCGUCGGGAGGAACUGUUUUUAACAUCCAAACUGUGGAACACCAAGCAUGACCCCAAGGAUGUUGAGGAAGCAUGCAGGACGAGUCUGGCCCACCUGGGUGUCUCCUAUUUGGACCUGUACCUUAUGCACUGGCCCAUGGCAUUUCAGCGGGGGAAGGAGCUGAUGCCUCGACGGGAAGAUGGGACUGUGUGUUACUCUGACACACACUACCAGGAUACUUGGGUGGCCAUGGAGAGCCUAGUGGACAAAGGUCUGGUCAAGGCUAUAGGGCUGUCCAACUUUAACGCCAGGCAGACUGAUGACAUCAUCAGCAUGGCCAGACACAAACCUGCAGUGAACCAGGUGGAAUGUCAUCCAUAUUUGUCUCAAGCAAAUCUGCUGGCUCACUGUCGGUCAGUGGCAGUGUGUGUGACAGCCUACAGUCCUCUGGGCAGCGGGGACAGACCUUGGGCUUCUCCUGAUGAGCCUAGUCUCCUGGAGGAUCCACAACUGGGAGCCAUCGCCCAGAGAUACCAGAGAACACCUGCCCAGGUCAUACUCAGGUGGCACGUGCAGAGGGGCGUAGUGUGUAUCCCUAAAAGCGUGACACCCUCCAGGAUCCAGCAGAACUUGCAGGUGUUUGACUUUUCCCUGUCAGAGGACGACAUGAAGCUGAUGGAAUCCUUCAACCGCAACGAGCGCUUCAUCAUCCCAACAGUCGAGAGGGAAGGCAAGAGAGUGUGGAGAGAUGCAGAACACCCUCAUUUCCCUUUCCAUGAUCUUUAUUGAGUCUACACACCACAAGGAGUUCAGGAUUUCUUUGUAAACCUAACUGUCACACUGAAGAAAAACAAAACUGUGACCAAAAUAUGUUCUUUUUUCUCCUUGGGUUGAAUUGCCUUAAUAUUCAAGGGAUUACAUUUGUCAGGAAAUUGUUCAAAACUCACAAAAUGGGGACUAACUUAUGUAUUGUACUGAAUGUAUGUAAAAUGAUUAUGUUUAAUUUGACCAUGAUGCUUUCAUGCAGACUCACUGUUGCAAACAAAAAAUAAAAAUGUGUCCUAUGUAA